AUGGAUGCUAAACCAGUUGCGGCAUGGGACCAGCUCGCUGAAGCCUGGGACAUGUUGAUGGGAACUCCAGGCAACGAUUACUACACUGUCAUCGAGCUGCCUGCAUUGGAACGCCUGGUGCAGCCAAAUCCUGGAGAUUGUGCCUUGGAUCUUGCCACGGGGAAUGGCCUUGUAGCGCACUGGAUGGCCCAAAAAGGGACCAGCGUCCUCGCAACAGAUGGCAGUCCCGCUAUGGUCGCGAAAGCUCAAGCCCGACAGUCAAAGAGACUCGAAGAAAAUGGGGAAGUCAAAGUCUCAUAUCAGACCCUCGAUGUGACAGAUCCACAGCAUUUUGAUGAACUUAUUCAGUCUCGAGGUCUUGGGGCCGGGGGAGCAUUUGAUAUUAUUACGAUGAAUAUGGCAAUCAUGGAUGUCUCUACCUUAGAGCACCUUGCUAACGCACUGCCUAAAUUAUUGAAAAGGAAUGGGGGUCGCUUUGUUGCAACGCUAUUGCACCCUCUCUUUACCUGCGGCGUAACAAGAGCAGUCGAAUAUAAGGACAAUCCCGAGUCAGGCCGAGAGGAGGUGUUUCAUUCCUUGAAGAUGACCAAAUACUUGCAUGUACCACCCUACAAAGGCGUCGCAACUCAAUCCCAGCCUCACCCGCAGGUAUACUUCCACCGUCCAAUGCACGAAAUCUUUGCUCCAUUCUUUAAGGCAGGCCUUGUCCUGGAUGCUUUGGAAGAGCCAAAUUUCGACGAGGCAUAUGUAAAGGCAAGGGACUUGGAUAUAGGAUCGCUCCGGCAGUUUACACAGUUCCCUAAAAUUCUUGCCUUUAGAAUGAAGAUUGCGUGA
Messenger RNA from Trichophyton benhamiae CBS 112371, 834 nucleotides. RefSeq lists its product as uncharacterized. The record is from RefSeq and is a predicted model, not a curated record. The transcript has 4 exons. NCBI's taxonomy places the organism in Eukaryota, Fungi, Ascomycota, Eurotiomycetes, Onygenales, Arthrodermataceae. The coding region runs from base 1 to 834 and encodes 277 amino acids.